Molecule: messenger RNA, 645 nt
Organism: Charadrius vociferus (killdeer)
Lineage: Eukaryota; Metazoa; Chordata; Aves; Charadriiformes; Charadriidae
Gene: AICDA
Product: activation-induced cytidine deaminase
Exons: 4
Coding region: 2-583 (193 amino acids)
Biological process (GO): defense response to virus; cytidine to uridine editing; negative regulation of single stranded viral RNA replication via double stranded DNA intermediate
Cellular component (GO): nucleus; P-body; cytoplasm
Molecular function (GO): RNA binding; zinc ion binding; cytidine deaminase activity
Source: RefSeq, a predicted model, not a curated record
GAUGAAAAGGAAACUCUUCCUGUAUAACUUCAAAAACCUGCGCUGGGCCAAGGGCCGGCGUGAAACCUACCUCUGCUAUGUCGUGAAGCGCCGUGACAGUGCCACAUCGUGCUCCCUGGACUUUGGAUACCUGCGCAAUAAGAUGGGCUGUCACGUCGAGGUGCUCUUCCUGCGCUACAUCUCAGCCUGGGACCUGGACCCAGGCCGCUGCUACCGUAUCACCUGGUUCACCUCCUGGAGCCCCUGUUAUGACUGUGCCCGACACGUGGCCGACUUCCUGCGUGCCUACCCCAACCUGACACUCCGCAUCUUCACAGCACGCCUCUACUUCUGUGAGGAUCGCAAGGCAGAGCCUGAGGGGCUGAGGCGCCUGCACAGGGCAGGGGCCCAAAUUGCCAUCAUGACCUUCAAAGAUUACUUCUACUGCUGGAACACAUUUGUGGAGAACAGGGAAAAGACAUUCAAAGCCUGGGAAGGGCUGCAUGAAAACUCUGUCCAUCUGUCCAGGAAACUUCGACGGAUCCUCCUGCCACUGUACGAAGUAGAUGAUUUACGAGAUGCCUUUAAAACUCUUGGACUUUGACGUGAAAGUCAUCAGCAAUCAGAAGACUUCACAAACACUUGUUCUUUGAUUUCCAACUCUCU